This is a messenger RNA of Dentiscutata erythropus, 218 nucleotides long. Lineage: Eukaryota; Fungi; Glomeromycota; Glomeromycetes; Diversisporales; Gigasporaceae. The record is from the annotation of a GenBank genome assembly.
AAUUGGAUAUAUGAUUUUUCCCGAAAAUAUUUCACAUGCGUUAAUUGCUGGUGCAACAUUUGGAUAUAUUUGUUAUGACUUGACACAUUAUCAUCUUCAUCAUGCUCGUCCUUUUAAUUCACAUUUGAGAGAGAUGAAGACAUAUCACAUGAAUCAUCAUUAUAAAAAUUAUGAUUUAGGUUUUGGCAUUACAAAUAAAUUCUGGGAUAAAAUGUUUA